Nerophis lumbriciformis (worm pipefish) is the source of this 1806-nucleotide messenger RNA. The record is from RefSeq and is a predicted model, not a curated record. NCBI's taxonomy places the organism in Eukaryota, Metazoa, Chordata, Actinopteri, Syngnathiformes, Syngnathidae.
AUGAGCAAAGUGAACUUCCACAACAACAAAGCCAUGCAGGACCGCCGCUGCGUCUGUGUCUUUCUGCCCAACGACGAUACGCUCAAUGUCAUAGUCAGUGUAAAGACCCUGUGCCAGGAACUGUUGGUCCAGGUGUGUGACCUUCUGAGGCUGAAGGACUGCCACCUAUUUGGACUCAGCGUUAUUCAAAAUAAUGAACACAUUUACAUGGAGCUGGAUCAGAAACUGUCAAAGUACUGCCCCAAAGAAUGGAAGAAAGAAGCCAGCAAGGGAAUCGACCAGUUUGGCCCGCCGAUGAUCAUCCACUUCAGAGCUCAGUAUUAUGUGGAAAACGGACGCUUGAUCAGCGACCGCGCCGCCAGGUACUAUUACUAUUGGCACCUGAGGAAACAGGUGCUACUCUCACAGUGCAUUCAGAGAGAAGAAGCAUACUUCCUACUGGCGGCCUUCGCCCUGCAGGCUGACUUGGGCAACUUCAAACGGAACAAGCACUUUGGCAAAUACUUUGAACCCGAAGCUUACUUUCCCCCCUGGGUGAUAACCAAACGUGGUCGCGACUACAUUCUGAGACAUAUCCCCAACAUGCACAAGGACCAGUUUGCCCUCACAGCCUCUGAGGCGCAUCUCAAGUACAUCAAGGAGUGCGCGCAGCUCGACGAUGUCACCGUCCAUUACUACAGACUCUACAAAGACAAGAAAGAAGUGGAGGCAUCUCUCACUUUAGGACUGACGUUACGUGGGAUUCAAAUAUUCCAGAACAUCGGCUCCGUGAGGCAGCUUUUGUAUGACUUCCCGUGGACCAAUGUGGGGAAGCUCGUUUUCGUGGGAAAGAAGUUUGAGAUCCUCCCAGAUGGGCUGCCUUCAGCUCGGAAGCUCAUCUACUACACCGGGUGCCCCGCACGCUCUCGCCACCUCUUGCAGCUGCUCAGCAACAGCCACCGUCUGUACAUGAAUCUGCAGCCCGUCCUCAAGCAGGUCCGCCGGCUGGAGGAACACGAAGAGAAGAAACAGUACCGUGAGUCUUACAUCAGCGACGCUCUGGAACUGGACAUAGAUCACCUGGACAAGCGUUCACGGGCCAGCGGUAGCAGCGCCGGUAGCAGCUCCCGCCACAAACGCCUGUCCCGCCACUCCACUGCCAGCCACGGCAGCUCGCACACAUCUGGUAUCGAAGCGGACAGCAUCCGCGCGACCCACCCGACCCCCCGUGUGCCCCUUGGGACGUGCGGCUCGUCCACCGCAAGCCACGGCAGCUCGCGCACAUCAGGCGUGGAGAGCGGUGGCAAAGAGCGAAUCUUGGAUGAUGAUGACGAGAUCGAGAUGCUGGUGGACGACCCCAAAGAUUACGAAGAGCUGAGCGAGACGUCCCUGGACCAAGAGCUGUGCAUCCAUAUCACUGAGGACAUGUUGACCAUGUCCCCUGAUCACAACAACGGAUUAUCUGGUCUCAUUGUGAAAGACGUCAGCUCGUCCACAUCAAGCUCCUCGGAGACGGUCGUAAAAAUGAGAGGACAAAGCAUCGAAUCUCUGCCGCAGACGUCGACGUGCCGAAAGACUUCGUCAUCCGGCGACCGCCACAGUCAGUCGCUGGACGACGUCCGCCUGUACCAGAAGGACUGCCUUCAGUGGGCUGAGCUGUGCCAGGACACAGCACACAGCUACACUUUCGGGUGUGCCAAAGAGCUGAGCGAUGGUGGAAGCGGAGCCUAUCAGUGUCUGGCAGACCAGUGCGCCGGGAUCAAGAGAACCAGCAAGUACUUCUCCCUGGACCUCACCGGCGACGACGUGCCUGAGUUUGUAGUGUGA